AUGGACACAGAUUCUCUCCAACAACAACUAUAACUCAUUUACUAAACAUUUAGUCUAGAUUAAUCAACAUUCAAAUUAAUGUAGGAAAUGACUAAUAACUAUAUUUUAAAUAAUAAAACGAAUGAUUAUAUAGUCAUUCCAAGAAUAGCUUUAUGGUUGGCAUCAAAAUAAUAAUAAAUUGCUGCUAUUGAUGGCUCUAUUGUCUAUGGUUCAGGAAUAUCCAUAAAUUCAAUUAUUAAUGAUUGCUAAAAUAAAGGAAUCAAUAAUAUUGAUCAAUUAAUCGAUGUGGCAAUUAAUAUGGUUACAGACUUAAAAGUUGAUUAAACAUGUUUAAAAACUUUAACUCUUCUCAAACAUAAUAAUUCAAUUCUAAAUAUGUUUUAUUAAAAAAUGGAGGCACUUUUACUCCAUUUCAAAAUCAAUGAUUAAAAUAUUCUUAUCAAAAAUAUCACUUGGCUACUUUUUCUAAUUACAAAAAGUAAAUAUAUUUUAUAUAUUUUAUUAGAAUCUUUAAAUUUACAAGAUGUGGUCUAAUCUACCUGCAUUCUUAUUUCAAUUCUAACAAUAAUACUUAGUUAAUUAUUGAAUUCCUUUACUACUACUAAUAAAAUGCUUUCAGAUAUUAAAAAAUAAGCCACAGGAGAAGAUGAAUAAUAAUUACUAAUACAACAAUUUCUAAUUAAUCAAUUCAAAAUAUAAGACAUAGAUUUAUUCUCCUCUAUUAAUUUACAAACUAAACUUUAAUAUGCUGAAUUAAUUAAGCAAAAUAUUAUUAAAUAACUUAAGAAUACUACUGGUCUUUCUAUUUUCAUGGCUAGUAUUAUUAAUUCUAAUUAAUAUAAAUUAGAUUAAUAAUAUAAAUAAUUACUCAAAUAAGAUGAAUUUGAUGAAAGAUUACUCAUUCCUGAUAGAUAAAAGAAUCUAACACCAAAAAAACUUACACCAAAUCUUAAUACUUUAAAAUCAAUUAAUAUUAAAUAAUUAGCUAUGUAAUCAAAGUGUGAUUAAAGUAGAGAAUUGUCAUCAUCUUCAUCAUAAUAACAAUAAUAAAAUCGUUAUCAAAAACUAUUAAAUUAUGAAUUAGAUACUAAAAUUACACUUACAACCAAUUUAAGAGAAAUUAAAUUACCAUAAACUGUUUUAAUGUCUCCUUAUGCAUAAUAAUCAAUUGUAGCCACUCCAAUGACUGAAGCUAUGGAAAUGUAUAAUUGGAUACAUGAAAAAUAAUAACCUUUUAAAAAAUUGUUUAAAAAUGGAAUUUUAAAUGUUAAUUCAAUUUUAUCACACAUUCCUCAAACAUUACUUAAUCUAUAAAAUUAAUCCAAAUUCUAUGAUUUGAUAGAUUAAACAUUUAACGAAUGUAUUUAAUAUUGUCAAGAGAGCAAUCUUAUUGAUGAAAAUAAAUCUAAAACUAAUUAAUAUUGGACUUUAUAUAUUUUAUUACUAGAUAAAUCUAAUUUCUAAAUUGAUGUAUCUAUGCUCAAAAGUUUAAUAUGUUUUUGUAUAGAAUGUGUUUAUUUCAUUUUAAAUAAAUAAUCAUAACUCUUAGAUUAAUUAAUGUAGAAAUGUGAUAUUCAACAUUACUAACUUUGGAAAUGGUUGGAUUUCUUCUUAAAUUAAUUUGAUACAAAAAUACCACAUUAACUAAAAGAACAUAUUCUAGAUAUUGAAGUUAAAUUUGUAUCCUAUUCUAUAUGGGCUUGUGAUAGUCAAUCCGAAUUGAUCAAAUUUCUUAAUGAAAUACAUUUAAGUAGAUACUAAUAAAAUAAUAAUUAAAUGAAUAGAUUAUUCAAACGAGUAUUACAUUAUUGUGCAUUUUAAAUCUAAAUUAUUUGCAGCAAUAUUAAAUUAUAAGAAUAAUUAUAGGAAUAUAUUUGGAUUACUAUCAAAUACAUUAUUAGUGAAAAAACUGAUCAUCUAAGACAUCACUCUUUAGAUUAAGUUGUUUUGGCUAGUAUUUAUGCUGUUACAAAAUUAACAGGAAAUUAACUAAAAUUUUAAUAGAUUAUUAAUGCCUAUGAAAUCACAAACACAUGGUAUUCAAAGCAAUUUAUUAAAAAGAUAGUCUGUAAUACAUAUAUUUCAAAUGAUAGUAUGGGUAUAUUUAUAUUUUGAUUCUUAGGUGACAUUGUUUCCUAUUAUAAUUAGAGUUUUAUUCCUUAAAUUAAAUCCUUUAUGUUAUAAAUGUCAAAUGAAAUUAAAUCAAAUAGUGUUCCAUAAUCUCCUAUGAAUAAUAAAAAUCCAGCUUUGAAUAAUAAAGUUUUAGAUUCACCUCUAAGGGAUAUACUUCCAAAAUAAUAAAGUGUUACUUAAAAUUUUUAAUCCUAACAUGCUGGCUUAAUGACUCCUGCAACUUAAUUAUUAUAUGCAUAUUAGGAAUCUCCUCUCUUAAAAUAAUAGGCCAAACCACAAUAAUAAUUACCUUAAUCAAAAGAAAAUAUGUAUAACAAUUCAAAUAUCAAUAACAAAAUUGAUUAUAGUUAAGAGACAUAAGAUUUCAUCUUAAAAAAAUGUAUUAAAAUUAUAUAUAAUUCUUAUAGUUGAAUAGCUAAAGAAUAAUAAAAGCAAAUAAAUUAAUAGCAAAACUAGUUUUUCAAUUUUAUAGUAAGGAACUCCUAAAAUUAUGAAUAGUAGCAGAACAAACAAUAGUGCUAUGUUAUAACAUAAUUAAACUUAAAACAGUCAACAAUCCAAUGAACAAAACUCCACAUUUUGUAAACUUUUAAACUUUGAAUAAUGA
Messenger RNA from Paramecium sonneborni, 2740 nucleotides. The record is from the annotation of a GenBank genome assembly. NCBI's taxonomy places the organism in Eukaryota, Ciliophora, Oligohymenophorea, Peniculida, Parameciidae.